GGGGGGGGUGGGUCCAAAAUUUCUACCCUAUACACUUCAACACUCCUUUCAGAUCGUGUUUCACAAAAUAAUAUGAUAUUUGUAAUCAGCACACAUAGCGCUAUCAAACUAGAAAGACUUCUGAUGGAAAAGAGAAAAAAAAUUUUUUUCGAAACCUCAGGGGGACUCCAGGGGUCAAAAAAUUGAGUUGUGAUAAAAUACAAAAUAAACUUGUGAAAAAUAAUCAGGGCUCAAUGCGGGUGUGGGUGUGGGUGUGGGUGUGGGUAUGGGUGUGGGUGUGGGUGUGGGUGUGGGUGUGGGUGUGUGUGUGUGUGUGUGUGUGGGUGUGUGUGUGUGUGUAUGUGGGUGUGGGUGUGGGUGUGUGGGUGUGUGGGUGGGUGUGUGUGGGUGUGUGUGGGUGUGGGUGUGGGUGUGUGUGGGUGUGUGGGUGUGGGUGUGGGUGUAUGUAUACUUAUGCAUGUUGAAAUAAAGUUAUCUAUCAAUGUUAUCACUCACAAGUGAAAUAUGUUUUAUUCUUCCACAUAUUAUCUAAUACGAGAUUUAACACAUCCACACCGUCAUCUUUAAGAUUUUAAAAUUUUUCUUUAAAUCUUUGUCAUCAUUAGGAUCGAUGUUUGUGUCAAUUUUCUAUGAGAAUCAGAACUCCCGACUAGGAUAUAUUCUUACUCUUGUUAUCAAUCGACCAACAAGUACUGUUCUUGAAUAACAAAAAAAGAAAACUAUAAAACUGAUUUUUUUUGCGGAUGUUUAGGUUUUUAUAAUCUGUAGAACUCUAAUCUCUUAUUUUUUAGAUAUAUCGAUUUAAAUCUUACCAUCAUUCAACAAUGGAUAUGAAUGAAUAUGUACCAAAAUCUUCUGAACAACCCAGCGUGCAAGACGGCUUAUUGAAAAAGAAGAAAAAAAAGUGUCAUGGUAAUCGAAAAUUACAACAUUUUAGACGCAAAUGUCGAGCAAAAGGAAUGACUGAUCAAGCAAUUGAAAUGUUAAUAUUGCUUAAAAAAGAAAAUAUAUCAAUGCAUCAAAAUACUCAACAAACAUAUGAAGAACAAAUGGAUGGAUAUUUUAUAGUAAAUACGGUGAGAUGGUUAACAGAUUUUACAAUGUUACAAUUUCUACAACAACGUGCUGAAUUAAUGUGUACUGUUUUACAAUUAAAAAUCGAACAAGAUUAUUGGAAUAAUAUAGCCAAUUUGAUAACCAUACCUGUAGUAGUUUGGUUAUCAGAAGCUGGUAAAGAUAUUACGAAACAAAAUUCUAUCAAUUGGGAUCAUACGAAAACAAAAAUAAAUAUUCAACAUCGACAAAAAAUCAUUGAAAACAAAUUACAACAAGCAGAAUAUAAUUUAAACAUUCGUUUACAACAACAAUCAUGUCCAUUCGAUUGUGAAAUAUACAAUAAGACUUCUAUGGAUCAUUUCUUGAACAUCAUCUCUAAUGUUCUUGUUACUCUUGUCGAAAAUAGUCUGUAUUAUUUGCAUACCAACUUUGAACAGAAGAAAAUCUUAUUAAACUUUGAUAUCACUGAUGCAAAUCUUGUCAAAUCAUUCUAUGAUUUAAAUCCAACAGUGGAACAGAUUGUUAUCGUUCGAAAAAUUUGGCGAGAUCAACUCGAACUUUGCAAAAAAGUAAUUCGUCAAAAAAAGAAGAAUCGUUCAAGCUCGAUAUAUCAACAAAUUGCAUGGAAGAAUGGUGCUGCUCUUGAACAAGAUCCAUUACUUUUAAACGACAAUGAUUCUAUAACAGAAGUUGACAAUUUAUUGGCCAACGAAACUCAAGAAGAAGUUCCAACCAAAUUUCAAGUGAAAUCAUUGGAAGAACAAGAUUUAUCACAAAGAUUAAGUCAAUUAUCUAUGACUUCACAUUACAUAACUGAACAUCUCAAUAUGGUCAAUGUAGAUACUUCGGAAAAUAUUCCAUUAUAUCUAUCAAAAGAAAAUAAAUCUUUCGAACAAAUUAUCAGUGAUUUAUCGUCAAAUGAAUUGGCCGAAGAAUUACGACAAAUGGCUAUUGUGAUACAUCAAAUUUUUUUAAUAGAUUUAGAAAAAUUACUCUGGACAACUUAUUUAAAAUCAGGUACAGGUCAACUUCAAUUAAAUCAUAUGGAUAAUGAUAAUUUGAAUCGUCCACAUCUUUGGCCAAUUCAGGUACAAAAACUUGUUAGUAAACAAUCACCUGAUAACAUUGAUACUGCUGCUUGUUUAACUUACGUCACACAAUAUCUUGAUGAAUUAGAUGAUAAAAUGAAACGAUAUCAAACUACAUAUAAUAUGAAAAAAAAUCAAUAUGUAAAUUAUCUACCAACAAUUCAAGCAUUUGUUCAUCAACAACUUCAAUCUACUCGCUUGGCAAUAGAACAAAAAAUCGCAAUUGUUCACUACAAUUACAAUGAUUAUGUCUUGGAAUUAAAAUUUUUAGCAUAUAAUCCAACUCAACAACAAAAAAAAAUGGUUGAAAAAUUAAAUCAUGCAAAGUAUCAAGAAGAAAUUACUAAAGAAGAAUAUAAUUUAUUGAAAUAUCGCAUUUCAAUUGAAGAAUCAUCGUCAACAUCUCUCGAAUUACCUAAUGAAAAACUUUUGAAAACAAUUGAAGAUCAAUCUAUUCAACAAAAACUUCGUGAUCAAUAUAUAAACACAGCACUACAAGCAAGAAAAGAUAUGAUACAGUUGUAG
Rotaria sordida is the source of this 2669-nucleotide messenger RNA. NCBI's taxonomy places the organism in Eukaryota, Metazoa, Rotifera, Eurotatoria, Philodinida, Philodinidae. The record is from the annotation of a GenBank genome assembly.